Molecule: messenger RNA, 1597 nt
Organism: Gadus chalcogrammus (walleye pollock)
Lineage: Eukaryota; Metazoa; Chordata; Actinopteri; Gadiformes; Gadidae
Exons: 7
Coding region: 163-1401 (412 amino acids)
Biological process (GO): protein dephosphorylation; negative regulation of MAPK cascade
Cellular component (GO): cytoplasm
Molecular function (GO): MAP kinase phosphatase activity; protein tyrosine/serine/threonine phosphatase activity
Source: RefSeq, a predicted model, not a curated record
AGUUCCCACAGUGUUCCAGGGAGAGUGAACCGGGAGAGUGCACAGGGAGAGUGUACAGGGAGAGAGUGUACAGGGAGAGUGUGUACAGGGAGAGUGUGAAGGGAGGGUGAAGCCUUUAGCGGGGAUUGCGUUCGUGGGAGCAGUGCUGGUUCUCGGGGCAGAAUGUCUGGGAGCCGACCACAGCAGGACCUGGCGCUCAUUAAGGAGCUGGAGAAAGCCUUGGAUUCCUGCGCGCUGGAGCUGUCGCCCGUAGACGAGGUCUGGCCCAACUUGUACAUAGGCAAUGUAGCCAUCGCUCAGAACCGAGGCGGGUUGCGUAAGCUGGGCAUCACGCAUGUCCUGAACGCAGCCCACUCCAAGCAGGGCAGCUUAGGGGACCAGGAGUACUAUGGCAGCAGCGUUGUGUACUGGGGCGUCCCGGCAGAGGACUCCGACCAUUUUGACCUCAGUCAGCACUUCAAACCCGCCGCAGACUUCAUACACAAGGCCCUGAAGAGCAAAGAUGGGAAGGUCUUGGUGCAUUGCAUCAUGGGUAUAAGCCGCUCAGCCACAUUGGUGCUGGCGUUUCUGAUGCUGAGGCGGCGUCUCUCCCUCGCCGACGCCGUGAAUCAUGUGAUCCAGAGCCGAGCCAUCUACCCCAACAGGAACUUCCUGUCUCUGCUGCUCCACCUGGACCAAGAGCUGGCCUCCAAGAGGAACAUUACACAAUCAUUUAGCCAUAUUGCGGUAGACGGUCAAAGGUUCUGGUGGUCGCAGACGGCGAGAAUCAUGUCUUCUUGCGUGGGGGUGAAGCCGCGCUGCGGGGGUAACCCGUACAAAUCCGUGCGUGUGGACCCCAACAGCGACUACAUCACGCCCGGGACGCUGGACCUGGAGCAGAUGUUUUGGGCGGGCGCCGGAGCCCAGUACACACACGUCAACGAAGUUUGGCCCGGUAUCUACAUAGGAGAUGAGAAAACAGCCUUGGAGCGAGCUGCUCUGAAGAGCAUGGGCAUCACGCACAUCCUGAACGCAGCGGAAGGCAAGUGGAACAAUGUAUCGACCGGCGCCGACUACUACCGAGACGACAUGGACAUCCAAUACUACGGGCUGGAUGCCGACGACAAGCCCACCUUCAACAUCGCCCAGUUCUUCUGUCCUGCCAGCCUCUUCAUCCACGGCGCUGUUCAGGAUCCACAGAGCAAGGUGCUGGUCCAUUGUGUAAUGGGGCGGAGUCGGUCAGCAUCGUUGGUCCUGGCGUACCUGAUGAUGGAGCAAGGCCUGAGCGUGGUGGGUGCCAUUGAGCACGUGCGCCAGCGGCGUUGCAUUCUGCCCAAUCACGGCUUCCUGAGGCAGCUGAGAGCGCUGGACAUUGCCUUGCAGUUGGAGAGGCUCAGUGAAAAGAAGACGCCAGACCGAUAACUUUCCAUGGGUUUAAUAUUGUCGACACCAUUUCCAACUGCAGGGACAAUUUGUUUGCAUGUCGUUAUAAUUAGAUAAUAAUUAGAUUCAAUUGAACCCUGACCAGAAAAAAAACCCUCAUGAUCCAACAGAAAUGUGAUUUUUUUAAGUUUAGGAUUUUAACAGCCUACCAUUUAAAAACUGCAGAAACAAAUGU